Paraphaeosphaeria sporulosa is the source of this 324-nucleotide messenger RNA. RefSeq lists its product as uncharacterized. NCBI's taxonomy places the organism in Eukaryota, Fungi, Ascomycota, Dothideomycetes, Pleosporales, Didymosphaeriaceae. The coding region runs from base 1 to 324 and encodes 107 amino acids. The record is from RefSeq and is a predicted model, not a curated record. The transcript has a single exon.
AUGUCCACCUCGUUCGAACGCCCCUCGGCUGCCUCCUCUCGCCAGAACUCUACAUCCAGCAACUCUUCCACCCUCAGCAAGACCUGGAAGAAGAUCAAGGAGCACCACGAUGGCAUGAACGAUGCCUUCGCAACCUACUACGGCGGUGGUCGUCGUUCCCAAGAAGCUUGGAACACCGCCAGCCCACGAGGCAGCGUUACCUAUGUCGAGGGAACUGAACACGAACCGCUGGUCGAGAAGAAGAGUCUGGCGAAGAAGAUGCUCGGAAGGGUCAAGGAGCACCACAGGAGUGUUAACGCUGCUUACCGGGCUUACUAUGGCUAA